Molecule: messenger RNA, 3812 nt
Organism: Eriocheir sinensis (Chinese mitten crab)
Lineage: Eukaryota; Metazoa; Arthropoda; Malacostraca; Decapoda; Varunidae
Gene: aos
Product: protein giant-lens-like
Exons: 4
Coding region: 152-961 (269 amino acids)
Source: RefSeq, a predicted model, not a curated record
CUGGAGCCAGUCGUACCUGAGAGUUCAAAGAGGUAAGAGGUGGUGUUCUGCAUCACCCACAACACCAAACACCAGCACCACCAUCAACACCACAGCCUCCACCUCACGAGUUACCUGGCUGCCCUCGCUCCACCUGUCCCACCUGCUCGCCAUGCCCUCUUCCACCCACCUGUUAGUGUUGGAGGUGGUGGUGGUUGUGGUACUGUUGGGGUGCGUGGUGGGGUGUGUGGCGCCCACCCCUCACCCCCACCACCACCACCCUCACCACCACCACUACCACCACCCACCACCACCGCUACCACCUCUACCACCUCACCAAGAAGUCGUGCAGGCCGACCCCUCAGAUUUCGUCUUCAAAGUGUACUAUCCGACCGGGAAGUCCCAGGAGGAGGAGCUGCCGGAGUGCGAGCCCUGGACAGUAUGCAACAAGGUGGAUACGUAUGCCGAGCCGCGCGUGGAGAGGCAGUGCAGGUGUGGCGGCGGGCAGGUGUGUCAGGCCUCGCUAGACCCCCAGGACGGCCACACGGUGCUGGAUAAAUCGAGGCAGUACAAGGUGUGCGAGCCCGUCAACAAGCUGCCCAGGUGUCGGUACUUCCGUGACAUCACCUGGACCCUCCUGACGGGGCCGGACAACACGACGAGGCAGGUGAUGGAGUGCCUGUGUCCGCCCCACUCUGUCGCCUACAUCAUCAAGCGUCACGCCUACAAGACCACGAGAGGACCCGGCUUCGUCUACAGCUUUGCCUGCUCUCCUGAAAGUAGGCUGAGGUGCCAGAGGAAGGAGCCGUGUCGCCUCUUCACCGUCAAGAAGAGGCCACAGUUCGAGGACGUCAACACCAACACACUCUGCCGCUGCCCCCACGGCCACACCUGCCCCCGCCACCACAAGGGCCUCGGCGUGCUGCCCGGCAAGACAUACACCGAAGACGCCAUACGCACCUACAGCGGCUACUGUGUCUGAGGGGCGGCCUGUUUGUGUGUGUGUGUUUGUGUAUGUGUGUGUGUGAGUGUACAUGGGAUUAACUAUGUGUGUAUAUAUGAGGCAGAUUAUUCUCUCACUCUCUCUCAUUUCCUUUCUCUCUCUUUGUUGCUCCAUGUUUUUAUUUUUUCUGCCAUUCGUUAUAAUUAGAUUUAGAUUUUAUUAUAUUUUUGCAUUAUCUUUUCUCUUUCCUUUCUUCCUUUCUCUCUUUUCCUGUCCUGCCGUUGUGUAUUUUUUCCCUCUCUUUAUCUCCUUUUUUUAGUGGCAUUCAUUCUCGCAUUACUGUUUGUUGCCCUUCUCCCCUUAUUCUUUCCUUGUCCUCCUCCUCCUCCUUCUCUUCCUCCUCCUCCUUCUUUUGCUACUGUACCUGAGUCCAUGACAUCACCAAGUGCAUGAGUGUGUACGUUUAUGUCUGUGUAUGUGUGUGUAAGUUUCCAUGUGUGUGUACGUAUUUGUGUGCAUCAAAAUGAAUGUCGUGUCGCUGGUGGUGGUGGUAAUGAUACACGAUACUUUUUUGUACAUACGCAUAGAGUAUAAUUUUAUUUUAGCGACAGCAUAUGUUAAUAGUUCUUUACACGUACGAUAUUUUAUUCUUUUUAUCUUCAUUGUUAGCGUUACGUAAAUGUGCUAGUCAGUUCACAUUUUCUCAUUAGGUAAGGUGUAUAAGAUCCUACAUUCUUGUGGCCAACCCUUUAAUGUCCUUCUUUGCUCUCCUUCUUUUAUUAUUUUUUACUUUUUAAUUGCUUUUCCAUCCUUGCAUAACUUAUAUAUUAUCUUUACACAUCAUCACCACCUCUUCCCUCUCAUGUCCUUCUUUGCUCUCCUUCUUUUAUUUUUUUUUACUUUUUAAUUAAUUUUCCAUCCUUGUACAACUUUUAUAUUAGCUUUACAUGAUCACCACCUUUUUCUGCUCUUGUCCUUCUCUCUCCAUUUUUUAUUCUCUUCUUUCUAAUUCUUUUUUCAUGCUUGCACAGUUUUCAUUAUGGUUUUACAUGCUCAUUCUCUCUUCCCUUCCAUGUACUUCUUCUCUUUCUUUUAUUAUUUUCUCUUUUUAAUUCUUUUUUCAUGCUUGCAGUUUUCAUUAUAGUUUUCAUUUCACUUAACAUUUUUCUACGCAACAUUUCUUCAUCUGAAUCAUCUUUUUCUUUCUUUCAUGGGGUCUGGCUCACUAGCUGCCUGUCUGUGAUCUGGUGUUUUUUUCUCAGUUUUUCAAAAUACCAACACACAUACAUAGGUACUAUAUAAAUUUAAGACAUAGGACAUUACAAGCUCAAUUCAGUCUUGCAAAAACACAGAUAGGUAAGAACAUACAUACAUUGGGUACAUAAGUAGAUAUAUACCAUACAAAUAUACAAAAGAAAGAAGAACAUUUGGGCACACAUUGAAGUUUAAUUAAGGUGCAAAGGCAACUGGAGUUAGACUAUUUACUCCUGACUAUGUCCCACCAGUGAGACUUUAUAUGGGAGUAAUAGAGGACUGCUUGAAAUAAUGUGGUCUAAAAUGUAGCAAAUCUAUUUAUAUUUGAUGUGUUGAAUACUCUAAUUAACCAAUGUAAGUACAGAAGGAAGUACAUCAGAAUUCCUAAAGUAUUAUAUGUCUCUUAACCCGGUAGCAGCGACGGGCCAAAUUUGUGGCUUUACUGUGUACCAGCGACGGGCCAAAUUUUUACCAUGAUAUAAACCCCCCAAAAUAGAUGAUGCAAAAACUGAUCACAAAUGCGUUUAUAAAUAUUAUGAAAUGGUUUGCGUGAGUGAUGAUUUUUUCUCAUUUUUCUCGCUUAGAGGGGCCUGUAAGAAACUUGAUCCCUGCAGCUACCGUGUUAAGACCUCAGAAAAUUAGUUAAAAGACACUGAGAAAACUUUGAGAUGAAAAUGAUAAUAUGAUUUCCUUAUUCUUUAAAAUGGAAAACAUAUAUAUAUCUGGCCUCUGUAUUUUUUAAUCUAUGUAUGAAUGUAAUGUUACCUAACCUCCCUUACCACCUUUAUUUUACAUUUACAAACAUAUCUCAUCCCACAUUUUUCUUUAGUGAACAAUAUAACUGGCCUAUGUAUUUGUUAUCUAUUAUUACUGAUACACAUCGCAUUAUUUUCAUAUUUACACAUGUUUUGUCUGCUGUACAUAUUUUUUUCACCCAGCAGAUAUAUACUCCAUAUUAUCAUAAUCUAUACAUGUCAGUUUUUUGUUUUCUUUUCGUAGUGUCUUCAUUAUUUUUUUACCCAAUAGCAAUUCUGUAUAAUCAUUAUCUUUUACAUUCUAAGUUUGUUUUGUAUUAUUUUCACAACACACACACACACACACACACACAUACAGAGACUUCAUAUUGCUAACUUUUGUACAUCCCAACUUUCAUUUACAGUAGCUACACAUUUUUAUUUUUUUGUUCAAGGUUAAUUCUCGAUCACAUGCAGGUCUUUCAUCCUUAAUAACAUUCCAAGAGUUUGCUGGUUGGCUGCUUCUACUCACUCUCCUGCCUCAGAAAAAGAGAUUAAUUAAUAACAAAAACAACAACAGCAAUAAGGAGGAAAUGCACUAUACCGGCCAAACUUAAACGCAUAAAAUUAUCAUUAUUACUUUAUCAUCCCCGCCCCCACAUGUCCUCUGUUUAAUUAUUAGUAUUACUGUAUAUUUUUGUACAUAGAAGAUAGCGAUGUUAUCAUAUACUACAUUUUUAUUAUCUUCCAUAUGUAGAGGGCGAGAGGGGAAGAGGGAGAGAGUGUCCUAUGCAUCCUUCUCUCCCAUGUCCUGUGUCCCUUUCUCUCCCAUGUUAAGUGUGUAUGCAAGGCUGACCAUGAGUUCAAAACAAAUAUAUGAUAGUUACCACCAUAUGCCAUAA